GGAACAUCUGAGGCAAGCAAACGAACAGAGCUUGCUUACACUGAUCGGAAAAAAAAACACCAGCCCAAAAUUGACGCGUACAACAGACGAUUGUUCGAAAUCAACCUAGUUUACAAUGUCAGAAGACAUAAAGAAGUUCAGUCCAUUCGACAAAGGCAUCAAAUUGGUGUCAAAACCAAGCGAUCUCGAUGAAUAUGAUGAUGACCCCAGUGUUUUAAGGGCUCAGCUGUCCUGCGGUCAUGUCAUUGAUCCAGAGACACUGACUGAUUGUUGCAGAGCUCAACUGAAAGAUGGACAGGCUGAAUUCAGAUGUCCCUUGUGCAGGAAAGAAUGGCCAUAUAAUGAAGUGCGCAAAUUGGCAAAACUUACAAUUGAUGAGCAGUCUAGUUUUGAGGAGAGGCUUGGGACAAACACUGUUAAGAAGUUAUUGGACUUAAGGGAUUGUCCUGGUUGCAGCACUUUAAUAGAAAGAUCGGAUGAUUCCAAUCUCUGCGUGGAGUGCUCAGUUUGCACGGUGAAAACUGGACGAAUCUUUGAAUUCUGCUGGCAGUGUGAGAGAGAGUGGAAAGGGCCUAGGCCUCGUCUUGAUCAAUGCAGUAAUGUGGGAUGUAGACGCGCUGACCAGGAGCUGCUGAGGGGCUGUGAUAUGAUUACUUUCACAUCAGUUGUGUAUAAGGGGUCCAGUGUUCAUGUCCAGUGUCCAGCAAUCCGUGCUUGUCCAUUUUGUGGCGUGUUGAUAGAACACAAUAAGGGAUGUAAAAUAAUGUCAUGUCGUAAUUGUAAGAAGCAGUUUUGCUUUGCUUGUUUAAAAUCUGCCUAUGACUGCUUAAAAACUUCUACUCAUUUCAUUUCAUGCUCAGCCGGUGUCGCACCGAGACAAACUGAUUAAGCAGAUGUUAAAGCAGAAGCAGCUUUAAAGUUAAGAAGAGGAAGAGUUUAGAAAGCUAAUUGAUUACAUAUCUUUUUUCUGUAUAUUCAAGAUUUUAAUAAAGUGUAAGUAGCACACAGCAUUGUUAUGUCCAUAAUCAUCAAUUUUCUAAGUUCCUCAUAAAGAUACUCAUUAUGUCAUUUUUGGACCACCACCAAAUUAUACCUGAACUUUAUGUAUUACCAUGCUUACAAUCUGAUUUUAAUAUUACUCAGUAAUUAAUGUCCAUGCAUGUAUACUUUACUAUUAUUUUAAAUAAAAUGCAUUUUGCUUUAAUCCUUUA
This is a messenger RNA of Triplophysa rosa, 1211 nucleotides long. Its product is annotated as potential E3 ubiquitin-protein ligase ariadne-2-like. Gene Ontology annotation, cellular component: cytoplasm; ubiquitin ligase complex; Golgi apparatus. The transcript has 4 exons. Gene Ontology annotation, molecular function: ubiquitin protein ligase activity; ubiquitin conjugating enzyme binding; zinc ion binding. NCBI's taxonomy places the organism in Eukaryota, Metazoa, Chordata, Actinopteri, Cypriniformes, Nemacheilidae. The record is from RefSeq and is a predicted model, not a curated record. Bases 116 to 889 code for a protein of 257 amino acids. Gene Ontology annotation, biological process: regulation of cellular response to oxidative stress; regulation of apoptotic process; regulation of mitochondrion organization.